This is a messenger RNA of Propithecus coquereli (Coquerel's sifaka), 2068 nucleotides long. RefSeq names its product G protein-coupled receptor 137 (gene GPR137). Gene Ontology annotation, biological process: regulation of autophagy; positive regulation of TORC1 signaling; negative regulation of bone resorption. Gene Ontology annotation, cellular component: lysosomal membrane. Lineage: Eukaryota; Metazoa; Chordata; Mammalia; Primates; Indriidae. The record is from RefSeq and is a predicted model, not a curated record. The transcript has 7 exons. The coding region runs from base 610 to 1773 and encodes 387 amino acids.
GCGGCCUGAGGACCAGGCAUCGGCCUCCUCUUGCCCCUUGCGGCUGGAGAGUGGAUGCGGUGGGGGUAGGGUGGGGUCGGCGUCCGCAAUCCCCAGGACAGAAGGCAGAGGCUCCCCAUCUGGAUUAUUGGAGGGGAGAGAGCCUCCCCCUGCUUGAGGAGGGGGAGAGCGGGGCGUUGGGCGCCCCCCGCUGCGGCGGCCGCCCUAAGCUUACGGGCAUCGGUGGGCUCUCCCCCUCCUGCCAGGACGACACGAGCGAUCAAGGCCACAGAUUCCUCUCCUUUGGCCUCUGCACCCUCCCCACCCCUGGCUCUGGGGUCGGCCCAGAGAGGAGACACCCUCCAACUCCCACCCUGUCUGCCCAGGAGAGGAGGAACUGCCCUUCCACUCCCCUGAGUGCAGGGCCGGAGGUCCAGGCUGCCCGUGCUCCCCAAGGGCAAGGGUCUCUCUCUGUCGAGGAGGAGGGGCCUGGCAGGCACAACUUCUUUCCUCCUGAGCUCCCCGUCUCUGUCUCUGCACCGUGCAAUUCCCACCCCUCAGUAUUUAUUUCCCUGGCACCCUGCCAGCCCAUCCAUCUCUGUCUCUGGGAUUCAGGCCUCCCUUCCUGACAUGGAGAGUAACCUGUCUGGCCUGGUGCCUGCUGCCGGGUUGGUGCCUGCGCUGCCGCCCGCGGUGACCCUGGGGCUGACCGCGGCCUACACCACCCUGUACGCCCUGCUCUUCUUCUCCGUGUAUGCCCAGCUCUGGCUGGUGCUCCUGUAUGGGCACAAGCGUCUCAGCUAUCAGACGGUGUUCCUGGCACUCUGUCUGCUCUGGGCUGCCUUGCGUACCACCCUCUUCUCCUUCUACUUCCGAGAUACCUCCCGAGCCAACCGCCUGGGGCCCUUGCCCUUUUGGCUUCUCUACUGCUGCCCUGUCUGCCUGCAGUUCUUCACCCUGACGCUUAUGAACCUCUACUUUGCCCAGGUGGUGUUCAAGGCCAAGGCGAAGCGUCGGCCAGAGAUGAGCCGAGGCUUGUUGGCCGUCCGAGGGGCCUUUGUGGGGGCCUCGCUGCUCUUUCUGCUGGUGAACGUGCUGUGUGCUGUGCUCUCCCGCCGGCGCCGAGCACAGCCCUGGGCCCUACUGCUGGUUCGAGUCCUAGUGAGCGACUCCCUCUUCGUCAUCUGUGCACUCUCUCUCGCUGCCUGCCUCUGCCUUGUCGCCCGGCGGGCCCCCUCCACUAGCAUCUACCUGGAAGCCAAGGGGACCAGUGUGUGCCAGGCAGCUGCAAUGGGUGGUGCCAUGGUCCUGCUGUAUGCUAGCCGGGCCUGCUACAACCUGGCAGCCCUGGCCUUGGCCCCCCGGAGCCGGCUGGAUGCCUUUGAUUACGACUGGUACAAUGUAUCUGACCAGGCGGACCUGGUAAAUGACCUGGGGAACAAAGGCUACUUGGUGUUUGGCCUCAUCCUCUUCGUGUGGGAGCUGCUGCCUACCACCCUGCUGGUGGGCUUCUUCCGGGUGCACCGGCCCCCACAGGACCUGGUCUUUGGCUCCCGUUCCUACUUCUUCGACCGGGCUGGGCACUGUGAGGACGAGGGCUGCUCCUGGGAGCACAGCCGGGGCGAGAGCACCAGCAUGUCGGGCAGCCUAGGCUCUGGCAGCUGGUAUGGUGCCAUCGGGCGUGAGCCGGGCUGGUGUGAGGGCAGCCAGACGAGGACCACUCCUCUGCUCUUCUCCCAGGUGCCAGGACCAGGCGGCCAUCACCACAGUCUCUACUCCACCCCACAGACGUGAUUCCCCAACCUUCCUCCUGAAUACCCACACCCCAGCCCCCCUCACCCCAGGCCCCUGUGCCAAGUUCAUCUGCCGCUUCUUGCCCAGGGUCCUGAGGGACAUGGCCACCCCCUUCUCUGGCCGGCUCCUUGCUGCUCCUGUCGUAGUGAGCUUGUGCCAUCCCCCUAGGAUGGGAGACAUGGCCCUGGCCGCCAGAUGCCCACAGCACCCUGGCAUGACCUGCCACCUCCGCUUCCACACCGGAGUCAUCUACCUCUCCUGUGCCUGCCACUCAAUAAACAGUGUCUGUGCCCCA